Sclerotinia trifoliorum is the source of this 2142-nucleotide messenger RNA. Lineage: Eukaryota; Fungi; Ascomycota; Leotiomycetes; Helotiales; Sclerotiniaceae. The record is from the annotation of a GenBank genome assembly.
AAUUAUUCCUUGCGAAAAAUCAUAAGCUUCAGAACUUUGGACGCCCAUUGAACAGCAUCACUACGAAGAGACUUGAAUUAUUUCUUCACAAUGGCGCCUUUAUUUAUUCUUACGGAGACGGCGGCUGGAUUGGUUUUAUUUAAGGCCGAUAAAAAGCUUUUGAAGAAGGAUGAUGUCGCUUCAGAAAUUGAAACCGCGGAGGGGAUCAAUGGAUUGUGAGUGCAAUUGCUUCCAGAUGGCGCAUUUGCAAUUGUGAUACAGAUUUCUAACAUGUUCAAUUGCACGGAUUAGAUUGAAGCUUAAGCAAUUCCAGAAGUUCGACAGUGCCGCGACAGCUUUGGAGGAGGUUGCUUCGUUGGUCGAGGGAAAAGUUUCACCUAUGCUUGCAAAACUUCUCGACACUUUAAAAGAUGAGAAGAAGGCGUCCCUGGCCGUUGCUGACCCUAAAUUGGGACAAGCUAUCAACAAACUUCCUGGUUUGACUCUCACACCAAUCUCCGACUCGAAAACAAAUGAUAUUUUCCGUGGAAUCCGCGAUCACCUCCCCUCCUUGAUCCCAGGUCUCCUCCCCGAACACAUCUCCACCAUGUCACUGGGUCUGUCGCAUUCUUUGUCGCGCCACAAGCUGAAGUUCUCACCCGACAAGGUUGAUACCAUGAUUGUGCAAGCUAUUUCGUUGUUGGAUGAUUUGGACAAGGAGCUAAACACAUACGCUAUGAGAGUAAAGGAAUGGUACGGAUGGCAUUUCCCAGAAAUGGGAAAGAUUGUAAACGACAACUUGGCCUACGCUAGAGUUAUUUUGAAGGUCGGUAUGCGCGUGAACACUUCAAGUACCGAUCUCGCGGACAUUCUCCCAGAAGAAAUUGAAGCUGCCAUCAAAGCUGCUGCUGAAGUUAGUAUGGGUACCGAAAUCACUGAAGAAGAUUUGGACAACAUCAAGCUUUUGGCGGAGCAAGUCGUCGGCUUUACAGAAUAUCGUCAGCAAUUGUCAAGCUACUUGUCUGCACGUAUGCAAGCAAUUGCCCCCAACUUGACCGAGUUGGUCGGCGAGUUGGUUGGAGCUCGAUUGAUAGCUCACGCUGGAUCUCUUAUGAACCUCGCCAAGAGCCCUGCCAGUACCAUUCAAAUCCUUGGUGCUGAAAAGGCUCUAUUCAGAGCCCUUAAGACGAAACAUGACACUCCAAAAUACGGUCUUAUCUACCAUGCUUCGCUGGUUGGUCAAGCUACCGGCAAGAACAAGGGAAAGAUCGCGCGUAUGUUGGCCGCCAAGGCAGCUAUUGGACUGCGCGUCGAUGCUUUGUCAGACUGGAGUGCACAAGGUGAAGGCAAAGGUGAUGAUGUUGAUGAUGAGGAGAGAUCCGCACUGGGUGUCACUUCACGUGCUAAGAUUGAACGUCAUCUCCGAGGCAUUGAAGGAAAGCCCCUCCUUCCUCGUGGUGUUGCUGUCGGACCAAAUGGUAAGGCAACUUCAGCUCCUGGUAAGUGGGAAGUCAAGGAAGCCCGAAAAUACAACGCAGAUGCCGAUGGUCUCGCUGGAGAUGAGCCAGCUGCUGCUAUCCCAGUGAGAGAGAAGAAAAACAAGAAGUAAGUUAUGAUGCUGCCCGUCCACAGCUACGUUCAAUGCUAACUAUUUCAGACUCAUCGAGGAAGUUGCUGAGGAAUCUGAUUCCGACUCUUCGGACGAGAGCGAUGCUUCCGAAAAGAAAUCUAAAAAGGGAGAUAAGGAAGCCAAAAAGGCUGAGAAGGCUGCAAAGAAAGCUGAAAAGGCUGCGAAGAAGGCCGCAAAAGCAGCUAAGAAGGCAGCAAAGGAAGCGAAGAAGAGUGCUGUAAAUGACACACCCGAAGUUAAUGGAAAGAAACGAAAGUCAGAAGAUGAUGGCGAAAAGUCCGAGAAAAAGAAGAAGAAGAAGAACAAGGAUUGAUUGGAUGUAAUUCUUCUUUCAGUUCUGUAUCAUAAUGCUUCGGAUAUCAUGAGUCUGGGCGUAUAGGUUUUUUUUGUUUAUAAAUGGCGUAGGGAUGGCAGAGUCAGGGUAUUGUCUUUAGGCUUAGAUGCUUUCGCAUAACAACAUAUUUUGCUUUGACAAAAUGCUCGGCAUAUUCAAUAAAAAGCGUAGUUUAAAUUAACCACUACAAUUUUUGCUC